AUGAGGGCAGCAGGGCGCACGGGGCGCACAGGGCAGCAGGGCAGCAGGGCGCACAGGGCUGCAGGGCAGCAGGGCGCACAGGGCAGCAGGGCGCGCGGGGCGCACAGAGCUGCAGGGCGCGCGGGGCGCACAGGGCAGCAGGGCAGCAGGGCGCACAGGGCUGCAGGGCAGCAGGGCGCGCGGGGCAAACAGGGCAGCAGGGCGCACAGGGCUGCAGGGCAGCAGGGCGCACAGGGCUGCAGGGCAGCAGGGCGCGCGGGGCGCGCAGGGCUGCAGUGCGCGCAGGGCAGCAGGACAGCAGGGCGCGUAGGGCGCGCAGGGCUGCAGGGCGCACGGGGCGCAGCAGGGCUGCAGGGCGCGCGGAGCGCGCAGGGCAGCAGCAAGGGCUGUAGCGGCAACAGCAAGGCAGCAGGGCGCGCAGGGCUGCAGGGCAGCAGGGCGCGCGGGGCGCGCAGGGCUGCAGGGCGCACGGGGCGCACAGGGCUGCAGGGCGCGCGGGGCGCACAGGGCAGCAGGGCAGCAGGGCGCACAGGGCUGCAGGGCAGCAGGGCGCGCGGGGCAAACAGGGCAGCAGGGCGCACAGGGCUGCAGGGCAGCAGGGCGCACAGGGCAGCAGGGCGCGCAGGGCUGCAGUGCGCGCAGGGCGCGCAGGGCAGCAGGACAGCAGGGCGCGCAGGGCUGCAGGACGCGCGGGGCGCACAGGGCAGCAGGGCGCGCGGGGCGCAGCAGGGCUGCAGGGCGCGCGGGGCGCGCAGGGCAGCAGCAAGGGCUGUAGCGGCAACAGCAAGGGCUGUAGCGGCAGCAGCAGGGCAGCAGGGCGCACAGGGCUGCAGGGCAGCAGGGCGCACAGGGCUGCAGGCCAGCAGGGCGCGUGGGGCGCGCAGGGCUGCAGGGCGCGCAUGGCGCACAGGGCAGCAGGACAGCAGGGAACGAGGGGCAAACAGGGCAGCAGGGCGCGCGGGGCGCGCAGGGCUGCAGUGCGCGCAGGGCGCGCAGGGCAGCAGGACAGCGGGGCGCGCAGGGCGCGCAGGGCUGCAGAUCCCCUCCCCCCCACCGCUGCACCCGCAGCAGGGGGAUGGAGGAGAAGUUGGGGGGGGGGGGGGGGUUGGGGGGGCUGAUGCUGCAACUCCCCUCCCCCCCACUGCUGCUGCAGAUCCCCUCCCCCCCACUGCUGCACCCUCAGCAGGGGGAUAG
This is a messenger RNA of Closterium sp. Naga37s-1, 1194 nucleotides long. Lineage: Eukaryota; Viridiplantae; Streptophyta; Zygnematophyceae; Desmidiales; Closteriaceae. The record is from the annotation of a GenBank genome assembly.